UGGCGGCGGAGCCAAGCACCAGGCAGUGGCUGCGGCGGCGGCGGGCGGGGAGCGCUGCCGGCGGGGGCUCCGCCUUGCGCGUGGGGCGCUGAGCGGAGAGGCGAGGAGGCGGCGAGGGCGAGCGGGGGGCUUGGUGGCCGAUCGGCGCCGCCUCCCCGCUACCCGCCUCAACAUGGGCAGCGCAGAGGACGCUGUCAAAGAGAAACUGCUUUGGAACGUGAAAAAAGAGGUGAAACAAAUCAUGGAGGAGGCUGUCACCAGGAAGUUUGUGCAUGAAGAUAGCAGCCACAUCAUUGCUCUAUGUGGUGCAGUAGAGGCUUGCCUCCUACAUCAGCUGAGACGCCGUGCUGCUGGCUUCCUGCGCAGUGACAAGAUGGCAGCCCUGUUCACCAAGGUGGGGAAGACAUGCUCUGUGGCUGGGGAGAUUUGCCACAAGGUGCAGGAGCUACAGCAACAAGUAGAGGGCAGGAAAUCCUCAGGAGGCAACCAGGAGGCCCUGCGGAGACAGGGCUCAGCCAGUGGGAAGGGCCCAGCCCUUAGCCCACAGGCCUUGAAACACAUAUGGGUACGCACAGCACUCAUCGAGAAAGUUCUGGACAGGGUUGUGCAGUACCUGGCGGAAAACUGCAGCAAGUACUAUGAGAAGGAAGCAUUACUGGCAGACCCUGUGUUUGGCCCAAUCCUGGCCUCUCUUCUAGUGGGACCCUGUGCCUUGGAAUACACAAAGCUCAAGACAGCUGACCACUAUUGGACUGACCCCUCUGCUGAUGAGCUAGUGCAGAGGCACCGUAUCCGGGGUCCCCCCAGUCGCCAGGAUUCCCCUGCAAAGCGCCCAGCCCUGGGGAUCCGGAAGCGGCACUCUAGUGGCAGUGCUUCAGAGGACAGGCUAGCUGCCUGUGCCCGCGAAUACGUGGAGUCCCUGCACCAAAACUCAAGAACACGGCUGCUCUAUGGCAAGAACAACGUGCUGGUGCAGCCGAAGGAGGACAUGGAGGCUGUCCCUGGCUACCUCUCCUUGCACCAGUCUGCAGAGAGCCUAACUCUGAAGUGGACUCCCAACCAGCUCAUGAAUGGGACUCUGGGGGAUUCUGAGCUGGAAAGAAGUGUUUACUGGGACUAUGCCCUGGUGGUACCUUUCAGUCAGAUCGUCUGCAUCCACUGCCAUCAGCAAAAGAGCGGUGGCACACUCGUGCUGGUGAGCCAGGACGGCAUCCAGAGGCCGCCACUGCACUUCCCACAGGGAGGACACCUGCUGUCCUUUCUGUCCUGUCUGGAGAAUGGGCUGCUGCCUCGAGGACAGCUUGAGCCCCCGCUGUGGACCCAGCAGGGGAAGGGCAAGGUGUUCCCCAAGCUACGAAAACGCAGCAGCAUACGGUCCACAGACAUGGAGGAGUUGGACAUGGGGCGGGCCACAGACUACGUAUUCCGGAUCAUCUACCCCGGGCACAGGCAUGAGCACAUCACUAUUAACUACCACCACCUAGCGGCCAGCCGCGCGGCCUCGGUGGACGAUGAUGAGGAAGAGGAGGAUAAACUACACGCGAUGCUCUCAAUGAUCUGCUCGCGGAACCUCACAGCUCCCAAUCCGAUGAAAGAUGCUGGUGACAUGAUCGAGAUGCAGGGCUUUGGGCCCGGCCUGACAGCCUGGCACCUGGAGCCUCUGUGUAGCCAGGGCUCCUCCUGCCUCUCCUGCUCCUCCAGCAGCUCCCCAUACACAACCCCCAGCCACUGCAGCUGCAUCCCUGACAGGUUGCCCCUCAGGCUACUGUGCAAGAGCAUGAAGAGGCAGAUUGUGUCCCGAGCCUUCUAUGGCUGGCUGGCCUACUGCCGCCACCUGUCCACGGUGCGGACUCACCUGUCAGCGCUGGUGCAUCACAGCAUUAUUCCGCCCGACCGGCCCCCUGGAGCUUCAGGAGGCCUCACCAAGGAUGUGUGGAGCAAGUACCAGAAAGACAAAAAGAACUACAAGGAGCUGGAGCUGCUGCGGCAGGUUUACUACGGAGGUGUAGAACAUGAGAUCCGCAAGGACGUCUGGCCCUUCCUGCUUAGCCACUACAAAUUUGGCAUGAGCAAAAAGGAGAUGGAGCAGGUGGAUGCAGCGGUGGCAGCAAGGUACCAGCAGGUGUUGGCGGAGUGGAAGGCUUGUGAGGUGGUGGUGAGGCAGCGGGAGCGGGAGGCUCACCCAGCCACUCUCAGCAAGUUCUCCUCGGGCAGCAGCAUCGACAGUCAUGUGCAGCGCCUCAUCCACCGAGAUUCCACCAUCAGCAACGAUGUAUUUAUCUCUGUGGAUGAUCUGGAUCCCCCAGGGCUCCAGGGCCCUGAAGAUUCCAGACCAAAGCCUGAGCAGGAACCAGGAAUUGGGACUCCAGGCACCACAGUGGUGGAGCAGCAGCAGUCCGUGGAAUUUGACUCUCCAGACUCAGGGCUGCCUUCCUCCCGCAAUUACUCUGUGGCCUCAGGCAUCCAGUCCAGCCUAGAUGAAGGUCAGAGCGUGGGCUUUGAGGAGGAUGAUGGCGGAGCAGAAGGCUCAGAUGGGCUGGUCUCUGCAGCCCACACUUUCUCUGAGCCCCAGGAUCCUAAACGAGAGAAGGCUUCAAGGGCCAGUGAGCUGGAGGCAGGGGAGGAGCUGAUGGCUGUGUGUGCUGCGGCCUACACUAUAGAAUUACUGGACACCGUGGCCUUAAAUCUGCACCGAAUAGACAAGGACGUGCAGAGAUGUGACCGCAACUACUGGUACUUCACACCCCACAACCUUGAGAGGCUCAGAGACAUCAUGUGCAGCUACGUGUGGGAGCACCUGGAUGUGGGCUAUGUACAGGGCAUGUGUGAUCUGCUGGCUCCUCUCCUGGUCAUCCUUGACAAUGAUCAGCUGGCUUACAGCUGCUUCAGCCACCUCAUGAAGAGGAUGAGCCAGAACUUCCCCAAUGGGGGUGCCAUGGACACCCAUUUUGCCAACAUGCGUUCCCUCAUCCAGAUCCUGGACUCAGAGUUGUUUGAGUUGAUGCACCAGAAUGGAGACUACACCCACUUCUACUUCUGUUACCGCUGGUUCCUGCUGGAUUUUAAGAGAGAGCUGCUGUAUGAGGAUGUGUUUGCAGUAUGGGAGGUGAUUUGGGCAGCCAGGCACAUCUCAUCAGAGCACUUUGUCCUGUUCAUUGCCCUGGCCCUGGUGGAGGCCUACCGAGAGAUCAUUCGUGACAACAAUAUGGACUUCACCGACAUCAUCAAGUUCUUCAACGAGCGGGCUGAACAUCACGAUGCCCAGGAGAUCUUGCGGAUUGCCCGGGACCUCGUCCACAAGGUGCAGAUGCUCAUCGAGAACAAGUGAGAGCUGUAGCCAGGGAAGCAGCAUGGAGAGCCUGAGAACCAGGCCCCAGAGUUCCAGCAGGCAGAGGUGCAGGGGCAUCACUGUCCAGACUGCCCCAAACCCCCAGGUGACCCCACCUACCCAGCUGUGUUCCUAACAAAAGUGACUGUGAGCCUGGGAUCUGACUCUGGGCAGUGUUGGCCCUGCAGGGCAAGUCAGGGGGCCAGAAUGCCCUCAUACCAGAGCUGGGAUAGGAGGGGUUGGGUUGGCCUCAGGGAGCAACUACCUUAGGGGACACCUAUUCUGUUCCCCUCUCAAAACAACUGGGAGUAGUCCACUGCCACCUGCAGCCUCAGCCUGGACUGUUUCCCAAUGCCUAUUUCAAGUCAACCUGGGGCCCUUGUAGCAGGGGCUAGCAGGGCUAUUGUGUCCUGGCCCCCACCUGGUGAAGUUGUAUGGGGCAAGAGGCUCUGUGCUACAUCUCUCUUUAGAGCCCCUUUGCAGUCCCAAUAGAGCAGCUAGAACAGCUGCCCAUUCAGGCAUGUGUCUUAGGGGCAGGAGACUGGGACCACCUUCCAGGCCCUCCCCCUAAGACUCAGGCAGUCAGAUGUGAGCCCUGGGUGGAAGCAGCCCACCUUAGCAGCACUGCCACUGGCCACCUGAGGUGACCCCUUACAUUCCUUCAUACUGCACAGUGCACCGCCGUGUGUCUGUACAGUGUCACUUCACUCUUACCAUCCUGCCCUUGCUUUGUGCAUUAGAUACACCCCGAGACUGCGUAAGUGAUGCUUUUGCCAGUAGGAUGGUCCAGAAUAUAGUGAGAGUACUCACUCUCCAGAGGUGCCCAGGGUGAUUCUGCAGGGAGGCAAUCUUGUCACAUCCUCUCCUCAGGGACAGGCCUCUGAGCUUCAGGGCAGCCAUCGCCUGUUCCAGGAAUCUGCCAAGACCCUGGGGCUGAGGGAGGUGGGUGGUGCCUUGGUUUCCCCAGUUUAUCCCUGGUGAGAAACAAGGCUAUCUCUGCCUUCCACAUGCUUCUCAGAAUGCUGAAAUAUUUAGGGACCCAGAAACCCCUUUGGAGGAGCUAUACUUGGAGGUGUGCCAGAAAGGGCCCAGCCCUUGACCUGAGGCCUAGGCAUGCUGCUUGCUCUGUCUGUCAUCCCCAUGUCCCCUGCCACCUAAACACAUGCAAGCUAGGCCUCACUGGGCUCCCUCCUGCCCAUCAGUGACCAAAGUCAGCAAGGCCUGCAUUUGAGCAUUUGAGAAACAUGAGAAAGAGCCAGCAGCCCUCUGUAGACAGCACAACCCAUGCUCACCCCUGCCCCUGGGCACUGCACGGCCUGUGUGGGGCCGGCCCACCCCUGUUGUCCAUGAGUCCUUGGCUUCCACCAAGCACGGGUGGCCAAUGUGUGCCUGCUUUAGUGACUCAGUGGUUUUGUGAAGAGCAGAGUGUGUGGUUGUUUAGCUCAGAAACUGUACACUUCAGUGUAACAGACCAAUAAACACAGUA
Molecule: messenger RNA, 4814 nt
Organism: Castor canadensis (American beaver)
Lineage: Eukaryota; Metazoa; Chordata; Mammalia; Rodentia; Castoridae
Gene: Sgsm2
Product: small G protein signaling modulator 2
Biological process (GO): activation of GTPase activity
Molecular function (GO): GTPase activator activity
Source: RefSeq, a predicted model, not a curated record